CAACCCAACCACAGCUUCUCUCUCCCGCCACCACCUCCUCCUCCUCCUCGCCGUGCGCGCCACCCAUCGACCAUUGCUGCGACGCGCGCCUCCAUCCAUCAGCCAUGCCGCUGCGCCGACGAGACACGGACAGCCGGAGCCAGGCGCCGCACAAGUCCAGCAGCUUCUCGCCGGCCAGCGCCCGCGACGACGGCAUCAGGCAGCGGGAGGCGAUCGACCGGAACCUCUCCCUCGGCGCCGCCCGCCAGGGCGACCACCACGAGCUCAGGAGGGACCUGCACCCGGUGCCCGCCGGCGCCGCCAUCAAGGAGGAGGGCGAGGAGGAGGAGCGGGAUGGCGCGGCCGGCGACGGUGCUCCCGAGGGCGGUGGCGCGGAAGGUGCGGGGAGCGGGGAGCCGGACCUCGCCGCGCUGUCGGUGGAGAUCGACGCGUUCAUCGCCGGGCGGGAGGGCGGCGAGGCGGUGAGCGAGACGGCGCUGGAGAGGUUUGCCUCCGCCGUCGAGAUGGAGAUCGCGCAGUCGGAGUCGGCGGCGGACAGGUGGGCCACGGACGCCAACGGCGAGCCGCGGGCGCUGCUCGCCGCGAUCUCCCGGAUCGCGGCGCUCGCGGCGUCGCUGGCCAAGAUCCCCGAGGGGAGCGGCGGCAAGCACACCGCCGGCGCGCACCGUGUCACCGCCGUGCUGCACCGCGCUAUGGCGUUCCUCGAGGACGAGUUCCUGGCGCUGCUCGACGGCCCGCGCGUCCCCAAGGCGACCAACGCCGGCGAUUGCUGCAAGACGAUGAAGCGGCCGCCGUCGUUCGAGCAGGCGCAGCACGAUUCUGACCGGUGCGUCCUUCCGAUCGCGGCGGAUGCCGGCGCCGGAAUAGGGGAGACCGCGCCCCCGUAUCCUCCCGAGACGGUCGACCGGCUCCGGUCCAUGGCCGACGCCAUGGUCACCGCCGGAUACGUGACGGAGUGCACCCAGAUGUUCCUGGUGGCUCGCCGGAACGCGUUCGACGCGUUGCUCCGCGCGCUCGGGUACGAGAAGGCGAGCAUCGACGACGUGGUGAAGAUGACAUGGGAGGCGCUGGAGGCGGAGAUCGUGGCGUGGACCAAGGCGUUCCGGCACACCAUCAACGUCGGCCUCUCCACCGAGCACGACCUCUGCGGCCGCGUCUUCGCCGGCCGCCACGCCGCCGUGGGCCGCGGCAUCUUCGCCGACCUCUCCCGCUGCGUCAUGCUCCACAUGCUCAACUUCACGGAGGCGGUGGCCAUGACGAAGCGCGCCACCGAGAAGCUCUUCAAGGUGCUCGACAUGUACGAGGCCAUCCGCGACGCGUCCCCGGUCAUCGACGCCUUCCUCUCCGCCGAGCCAGCCGACGACGGCAGGAACAGCACCGCGCUGACCGACCUCAAGGCGGAGCUCAACUCCGUCCGCUCCCGCCUCGGCGAGACGGCCGCCGCCAUCUUCCGCGAGCUCGAGAACUCCAUCCGCGCCGACGCCGGGAAGCAGCCCGUCCCGGGCGGCGCCGUGCACCCGCUCACCCGCUACGUGAUGAACUACCUCAAGUACGCGUGCGAGUACAACAGCACUCUGGAGCAGGUGUUCCGCGAGCACGGGAACCACUCCGACGGCGGCGACGCCGACGGCCACGGCGGCAGCCCGUUCGCGGCGCAGCUGAUGGAGGUGAUGGAGCUCCUCCACGGGAACCUGGAGGGGAAGUCGAGGCUGUACAAGGACCCGUCGCUGAGCAACAUCUUCCUGAUGAACAACGGGAGGUACAUGCUGCAGAAGAUCAGGGGCUCGCCGGAGACGAACGCGAUGCUCGGCGAGGCGUGGGCGAGGAAGCAAUCGACCAACCUGAGGCAGUACCACAAGAACUACCAGCGCGAGACGUGGAGCCGCGUGCUCGGCCUGCUCCGGGACGACGGCGUGAUCACGGUGAAGGGGUCGGUGCAGAAGCCGGUGCUCAAGGAGAGGUUCAAGCAGUUCAACGCCGCCAUGGACGAGAUCCAUCGCACGCAGGGCGCCUGGGUCGUCAGCGACGAGCAGCUGCAGUCGGAGCUCCGCGUCUCCAUCGCCGCCGUCGUCGUGCCGGCCUACCGCUCCUUCCUCGGCCGCUUCUCCCAGACCUUCAGCGCCGGGAGGCAGACGGAGAAGUACGUCAAGCUCAGCGCCGACGACGUCGAGACCAUCAUCGACGAGCUCUUCGACGGCAACGCCGCCUCCAUGACCAGGAGGCGGACAUAACAAUUUGGUUGGUUGGCUUGGCGCGCACGCAGGCAGAUCAGGAUGGCGGGAAAAAAAAGAGAGAGAAUUAAUUUGAGCUGAUUAAGUUACUGGUUUAAGCCAUGUGUUAAUUAAUUUGUUUUUUUUCUUCUGUUCUUUUUUUUUUCUGGUUAAGAAGUUGAUUAAUUCGACCAAACAGGUGAUGUACUACUACUUACUGAAUUAUCUCAGGGCAGAUAGAUGUACUGUGUCCAUUAACGAUUAA
This is a messenger RNA of Oryza brachyantha (malo sina), 2475 nucleotides long. Its product is annotated as exocyst complex component EXO70B1-like. The record is from RefSeq and is a predicted model, not a curated record. Gene Ontology annotation, molecular function: phosphatidylinositol-4,5-bisphosphate binding. Gene Ontology annotation, cellular component: exocyst. NCBI's taxonomy places the organism in Eukaryota, Viridiplantae, Streptophyta, Magnoliopsida, Poales, Poaceae. The transcript has a single exon. Bases 105 to 2231 code for a protein of 708 amino acids. Gene Ontology annotation, biological process: exocytosis.